Messenger RNA from Symbiodinium sp. CCMP2592, 624 nucleotides. The record is from the annotation of a GenBank genome assembly. NCBI's taxonomy places the organism in Eukaryota, Dinophyceae, Suessiales, Symbiodiniaceae.
AUGGCAAAUCUGCGAGUUUUCGACAAGGAUUCGGACUCCGCCAAGCGCGUGACUCUCUACCGAGACACCGCAUCUUGGUGCCCAUACUGCCACAAGGUGUGGCUUCUCCUUGAAGAGAAACAGAUUCCCUACAACGUCAAGCGGGUCAACAUGGCCUGCUAUGGCAACAAGCCACCGGAAUUCCUUGCAUUGCAGCCAAACGGGCAGAUUCCAGUGGCCGUCAUCGACGGCGAAGUAUUAAGGUCAUCUGACGCCAUUAUAGAGCGUAUACUGCGCAUGAACGGCGCGAGCUCAGAGGUUGAUCAGUCCAUAGACCCCUUUGACGAUGCUCAGAGUACGAAUCUGCUUCGCUUGGAGCGGCAGCUCUUCUCAGCCUGGCUGGGGUGGCUGUGCCGUGGUGGGGGGCGACCCGACUUCGAGCGAACCCUGCGGAAGGUCGAGGACACCCUGAGCUCCAGGAGCAGUGGGCCGUACUUUCUCGGAGAUCGCUUCUCGCUGGUUGAUAUCAUGUGCCUCAGAUCCAAAAGUGGAGGUAGACACCCUGGUGGAGGAUUGCAUCACGUUGCCUUGACGCACCUUUGGUGGAGUGAGUACUUCGGUUUACCUUCCGUACCUGCCCUUUGA